CUCACAGCACUCUGGGGUUCAUAACAACUGGAGAACCCAACGCGAUUGCGGCGCCAAAAUGACGACCAAGAAGUGGACAGUAGAGGAGGUAUUCAGAUGGACCCCUAUACGCUUCGCGGAGGAGACUGACUCGUGGGAAUGGAUCGAGAAAAUGCUGCAAGGCGGCAUGUCUCCAAAGGAACUGACUGUCACGAUGAGACGGCUGUCCGUCAGAGAGGCCGCAGCCUCACUGAUGCGGGAUAUCUGCACAGCGGGCCACCUGCAGCUGCUGAGAUUGGCGUUGUCGGUGGACGCGAAGCUGGCGUCGGCGCGUCUGGACGGGUGUGGGUCGACGCCGCUGCACGUGGCGGCAGCCAACAGGCGCGACGCGGCGGUACGGCUGCUGCUGGAGGCGGGCGCCGACUGCGAGGUGAGAGACAGCCGCGGCCGAACGCCCCUCCACGUCGCCGCCGCCAGUGGCAACGUCUACGCCUUCCGGCUGCUGCUGGACGCCGGUGGCGACCCGGAGAGCCAGGACUCUGAAGGAAACACGUCGGUGCACCUCGCCUGCGAAGGUAGCCACACGAGUGUCCUGAUGGCGCUGUACGAAAGGGGCGUGUCUCGCUGUCUGGUAAAGAUACAGCUGCUCUUGGCAGCCGAAAGCUGCAACGUCGAGGGAGUGCGCCUCGCAUUGAAGCAAACUUCCAGCUGGGGAAGCGGGUGGAGCGACUUGCACUGCGUGGCGAUCAAGGGCAGCGGUACGGCAGUGAGGACGCUGCUGGCUGCCGGCGUCGACCCGAACGCCCGCGACGCCAACGGCGACACCCCGCUGCACGCCGUGGCGGCCGCGGGCUGCCCGGGGGCGGCGGAGGCGCUGGUGGAGGCCGGCGCAGACGUGGACGCGGCCGACUCCAGCGGCUCGACGCCGCUGCACUACGCGGUGCGCGCUGGAAACCUGGGGGUGGCGCGCGUGCUGCUGGCCGCGGGCGCCGACGUGGAGGCUCGCGACGCCGAGGGCGACACGCCGCUGCUGCGCGCCGCCGCCAGGGGCUGCGCCGACGCCGUGGCCGCGCUCGUCGCCGCCGGUGCCAGGACCGACGCCGCAGACGCCGCCGGCAGGACUGCCGCCCAGGUGGCCAGGCUGCUCGGCCACAACGGGCUCAUCAGCGCCCUUCUGGACCUCGCACACAACAGCCCCGUGCGAAAAGCAAUACCUCUUGUGGCCAUCCCGCGUUCAGAAGUCCUCGUAGAUACGAUAUGCGAAGCAUCUUAGAAUGACUAACCAAAAGCAAUCUUAAAAUAAUAGCUCUGUAACGCUUGAAUAAACAAUAAAGAAAUCUUCCAUUAAAAUACGUGAUAGGAAUAUUGUGAUGAGAUAAUUUCUCAGUUACAACUAUCAACAUCUCAUCAUAAUCAGCAACUACAAGGCGUGUUCAAUAAUCAAUAUAACACUUUUUUUUCUGAAAGCAGGAUGGUCUCCUUCAGGCUUCCAACUCACCAUAUUAUUCCCAACUCUUUUGCGUACAAAAACCUUGUUUUCACCAUAAUCUCAGUUCAAUGCCACGGACUUACGCCGCCGACCAGCAUGACCCCAUGGUAAUACUCUACUGGUCGAUGGCAGAGCAUGUUUUGCUGCAUCAAUAUCUUCCACAUCAUCCAUGUACUGCUUCCUGCAGAAUCCAUCCUUCAUUGGGCCAAACAGAUGGAUGUCGAGGGUGCGAGCCCCAGGCUGUAGGUGGAUGAGGAAGAACAGCCGAAUGAAAUUUUGUGAAUUCCUCUUGGGUAUGUAAAUUUGUGUGAGACCUUGCGUUUGAAAGUUGUCUACUUAAAUUUAUAUUGGUGACAGUGGAUCCGUAAUGACGAUUGCUUUUUUAACGUUAAAUUGUCUGUUAGAUGAUAAACUUAGGCGUUUUCCUUGAAUGGCGUGAAUAGAGAUCUUAAAGCUGAUAGAUUGCGUAAGUGCUAAAUGUUGGUGACGAACCUCAGCUGCGAGAAUGCAUAGAGAAAUCAACACCACUGUGAGAAUUGGGAGAAACCAUGUCCUGCUUGAGAAAGAAUCUAUUUUCUACACUAUUUGGCUUACCUGGAUCGCACAAGGUAACGCCACACAAACUGCUCUCGAAGCCACAGUGCACCUCGAUGACAGAGCUGCAAAAUGUAACUACUGAGAAACGCAAAGGUGCAAUGCAUUCUCUAAAAACAUUGCUAUCAUUCUUGGUUCAUAAUUUUUGAUAAUGGUUUAAAAUAAAUCAAAAAUUAAUUGAUUCUUAGAAUGCAACAAUGACUUUAGAUUAAAUGAAUUAAUAGCAAUAUCAUAAUAUUUCACUUAAUAACAUUUAAUGAAGCUUCAGUAACGGUUAAACUUUCUCUGAAACCACGUAAUUAUAAUCCAAGAAUUACAAAAAUUUUCGUGGAACAAAAUUCCAAAACCUAAUUCUUAAAUCCAUUUCUCUCACAAUGAUUGACAAAUCCUAACAAAAAAUGAAAAGCGGAAAUAUUCCUGAUCUGGAUGUCUAAAGAACCAAGAAUGCAGCAUUAUCAAACCGCUGCUGCAAAUAAAACUUAAUCAUUACCGGUAAUCCAGUCUUCGCAGUGAGUGUAAUGGUACCAAUGUAAAAAGGAGUUCUUUUUCUCCCACAAUAAAUCUUCCAUUAAUACAUGAUAUAACUUCCAAAAAUCUCCAUUGUUUGCUGCUUACUGCUACUAAACCGAAAUUCGGCUGUUUAAUCAAUUACCGUAACUCUUCUUCUCUCCUCGCGAUCAACAGAUAGCUCUAUUGGCCGUCUUUGCGGAGCAAGGAUCACCCCUUACUCCUCUCUGCUGCGCAGCUCCUCUGCCGAGCCUGCGAGCGCAUGUCUAGACAUUUCAAACCUUACGAGCGCGAUUCCAGACGUCCAAAACAAAAAAAUUCGUAAGAAAAUUUACACACACGUCGUUUACUAUCCCUCGGCCUCUCUGGUCAGAAUUUUGCAGAAUGAGGUUUGUAAUUAACAAACAUUAGACAGCAAAAUUACCUUACAAAGUUAAAACACAGAGAACUUCAGUAGAAUUAAAGAAGUGCUAACUCUAAUAGCAUAGAAAUAUAAGAUGAUUCAUAGCAGUUACAUAUUGUUUUCAAUUGUCGUGCACAGGUUCACUCAUAGUCCUUGACAAAUUGUUUUAAAUCAUUGUGCACAGGCGCAGAAACAGUGGAUUACAAGUUGGUUUAAAUGAUUGUGCACAGGAGCACCAACAGUCCCAUAAACAGCAACGUGUUCAAAGCACCAGUAAGAAAGCAAAAGAGGUAAUAUCACACAUGGUAAUCCAUUGAUUGGUUUACUCUGCACAUAGAAUGUGAGUCCUCUGUUAAGUAAUUUGUUGCGUCACAAAGAUGAAGAUAAAACUUCAGUGAAAUUUCUCACUUUUUUAAACGAUUGUAAAAUCUGUGUUGCCAUUGUGAAAUUACACGUAGUCAGUGAAAAUCGUUGUUAACUUGAGUGUACUCAGUACUGCACUAAAGAAAACUCAUCGACGUCAAUCUUGAAGUAAUCAUGUUUGUCGAAGACUCAAUACAUAAACAUUGUAUACCUUGCAUUAUUGUACUGAUUUAUUUGCGAGUAGAUUUGGAGUAGACUAUGAGGAUGCAGUAUUGGUCCAUGAAUAUUCCACUGACGACUCAGAGCCAAUGUCUCUCACAACAGCACUGUAAAGUUCAAUAGUUUGUCGGAAAAGUAGCUUUAAUCCAGCAGAUACCUGUGAAAUAGUUGCAUAAAUUUAGUUGAAGUGCCCUUUAACAUAUCGUUGUUGUAAAAACAAAACGUCCAUCCGUUGUAUAAGUGUCUUACAGUGCGGAAGAGUAUGCUUAAACAUUUCAUGGAUAUUCUGACUCAGCAUAAUACAUACUAGACAAACAUUGUUACAGAUGAAUAAAUACAUAAGCUAGAACAAAAACUGAAAUGUGUGUGUGUUACCACAUGAUAACGCAAAUACCUAAAGUAAGGUUACAUAAGGGACUGAGUUCGGUGGUGGCAUUCAAGACUGGUCCACAGUACGUAGCUAAAGUUCACAAAUCACCAUAAAGAUUACAUAGUAACAUAUAAACGAAAUUAUUUAUGUCAAUGUUACACAGU
Messenger RNA from Schistocerca gregaria, 4088 nucleotides. Its product is annotated as ankyrin homolog. The record is from RefSeq and is a predicted model, not a curated record. The transcript is spliced from 2 exons. Lineage: Eukaryota; Metazoa; Arthropoda; Insecta; Orthoptera; Acrididae. The coding region runs from base 59 to 1252 and encodes 397 amino acids. Gene Ontology annotation, molecular function: protein binding.